Messenger RNA from Cicer arietinum (chickpea), 565 nucleotides. Its product is annotated as large ribosomal subunit protein eL29z-like. The record is from RefSeq and is a predicted model, not a curated record. Gene Ontology annotation, biological process: cytoplasmic translation. Lineage: Eukaryota; Viridiplantae; Streptophyta; Magnoliopsida; Fabales; Fabaceae. Gene Ontology annotation, cellular component: ribosome; cytosolic large ribosomal subunit. Gene Ontology annotation, molecular function: structural constituent of ribosome.
AUUUUCAGAAGGGCCAAGCCCGCCUUACCCUCAUACUUCGGUCCAUAUAUAUAAUUCCUCUAUUUCUUAAUUUCCCUUUACCUACACAGAAAACCCUAGCCCCCAUUUGUAUCUUUGAAUUUAGGAGAUGGCGAAGUCAAAGAAUCACACAGCUCACAACCAAUCUUACAAGGCACACAAGAACGGCAUCAAAAAGCCAAAGAGGCACCGUCAUACUUCCACCAAAGGGAUGGAUCCUAAGUUUCUGAGGAACCAGAGGUAUGCAAGGAAGCACAACAAGAAAAAUGGUGAAAUCGCCACCGAAGAAGAGUAAACUGUCGAUCUUAAUGCGGCUUUUAGGAUUCUCAUAUAUGUUUUUUGUCAAAGUUAUCUUUAAUUUGAUGGAUUAUUUAAUUUAGCGAAAUCUAUUAAUCUGUUAGCACUUUUGCUGAUUUUUGUCUUAGACGCUUGAAUUUUGAUCCCGAAUGUUUAGUAACUGCUAUAGUAAUCUUCAACGUUUAUGCCAGAAUUCAGAUAAUCAAUUCUGUUGUUUUUAAUAUUGAAAUUCAGCUGUAUGCUUAAUUUA